Aureobasidium vineae is the source of this 642-nucleotide messenger RNA. Lineage: Eukaryota; Fungi; Ascomycota; Dothideomycetes; Dothideales; Saccotheciaceae. The record is from the annotation of a GenBank genome assembly.
AUGAACUCCAUGUCCACUACAAUCUACACCGAGCUCGAUCCCAGCGGCCAGACCUCACUGCUUUUACUCUGCAAACCCACCCUAAAUGCCACAACCGAGCAACCCUCUACGCGCGACCCUCUCUCCGCCCACAAAGGCAAACAAUUCACCGAGGUCCGUCUAGAAAAUCUCGCCAUCGACACCCUUGAGCUCGAUACCUUCCUCGGCACUCAAAGCAAAGAACUCAAGAAAGUCGAGUUUAUCAACACACACAUGCACUUCCUCUCUACCCGCGACAACAUCGGUGAAUCCUGUGCCUUGUUGUCCAAAAUCGCCGGUUUGCUUACCCACACCCUCGAGGUCCAGAGUUUUGAGAUCAAAAACUUGAUUGUGCAUUACAACGACACCAUCUCUGCCAGCGUCACUUACACAGAAAAUUGGGAGGGAGUCAACGAAGUUCGCGUAGGAUUCGCGGAGUUGGUUGCACAGAUUAAGGAACGUGGAAACAGAGGUCUGAUGCAAGGGCAAGAAGUGACCAAAAAGCCUCAGUCCAGCUUCAUCGAGAUGGAAAGAUGGGAGGACGAGUAUGGGUUUGCUGGAGAGGAGAGUGAUGGUGACGUCUACGAGCACAGUGAAGAUGAAGAUGAAGAUUGGGAAAUGUGA